UUAUUUUAUUCGGCUUGUUCCCUUCUUGCCAUUGCAGCCGUCGCCACGGGCGGUUGGGGAUCGGCUAGAAGGGGGAGCCCCGGCUGUCAGCUUGGGCGCAGCCGCCUCCCCAACCCUUCCGCUCCAGGGCACGGCCGGGCCCUGUCCAUUGGCCCGGGAAACGCACCCUGCCCCGCCACGCAGAGCCAGGAAGGAAAGAGAGCCUCAUGCCUAAGCCGCGGGGAGCACCAUGGAUCUGACAAAGAUGGGCAUGAUCCAGCUGCAGAACCCCAGCCACCCCACGGGGCUCCUGUGCAAGGCCAACCAGAUGCGGCUGGCGGGGACGCUGUGCGAUGUGGUCAUCAUGGUGGACAGCCAGGAGUUCCACGCCCACCGGACGGUGCUGGCCUGCACCAGCAAGAUGUUUGAGAUCCUCUUCCACCGCAACAGCCAGCACUACACCCUGGACUUCCUUUCUCCAAAGACUUUCCAGCAGAUUCUGGAGUAUGCGUACACAGCCACGCUGCAAGCCAAGGCGGAGGACCUGGAUGACCUGCUGUACGCGGCCGAGAUCUUGGAGAUCGAGUACCUGGAGGAGCAGUGCCUGAAGAUCCUGGAGACCAUCCAGGCCUCAGAUGACAAUGACACGGAGGCCACCAUGGCGGACGGUGGGGCCGAGGAGGAGGAGGACCGCAAGGCUCGGUACCUCAAGAACAUCUUCAUCUCGAAGCAUUCCAGCGAGGAGAGCGGGUAUGCCAGUGUGGCAGCUCAGAGCCUCCCUGGGCCCAUGGGGGACCAGAGUCCUUCCGUCUCCACGUCGUUUGGCCUUUCAGCCAUGAGUCCCACCAAGGCGGCAGUGGACAGCUUGAUGACCAUAGGACAGUCUCUCCUGCAGGGGGCACUUCAGCCGCCCGCUGGGCCUGAGGAGCCGCCUCUGGCUGGGGGAGGGCGGCACUCUGCGGCGGCCGAGGUGAAGCCGGAGAUGAUGCAGGUGGAUGAGGUGCCCGGCCAGGACAGCCCUGGGGCAGCCGAGUCUAGCAUCUCAGCUGGGCUGGGGGACAAGGUGGAGGAAAGGGGCAAGGAGGGGCCUGGAACCCCGACUCGGAGCAGCGUCAUCACCAGCGCCAGGGAGCUGCAUUACGGGCGUGAGGAGAGCGCCGAGCAGCUGCCACCUCCCGCGGAGGCUGCCCAGGGCCCCCCAGGCCGCCUGGAGCCCCCCGUGCCCCCAGCUGAGAAGCACCUGGGUAUCUACUCGGUGUUGCCCAACCACAAGGCUGAUGCCGUGUUGAGCAUGCCGUCCUCGGUGACCUCGGGCCUCCACGUGCAGCCUACCCUGGCCGUCUCCAUGGACUUCAGCACCUACGGGGGUCUGCUGCCCCAGGGCUUCAUCCAGAGGGAGCUGUUCAGCAAGCUGGGGGAGCUGGCCGUGGGCAUGAAGUCGGAGAGCCGGACUGUCGGGGAGCAGUGCAGCGUGUGUGGGGUGGAGCUUCCGGACAACGAGGCGGUGGAGCAGCACAGGAAGCUGCACAGUGGGAUGAAGACGUACGGGUGUGAGCUCUGCGGAAAGCGGUUCCUGGAUAGUUUGCGACUGAGAAUGCACUUACUGGCUCAUUCAGCGGGUGCCAAAGCCUUCGUCUGUGAUCAGUGUGGUGCCCAGUUUUCGAAGGAGGAUGCCCUGGAGACACACAGGCAGACCCACACUGGAAGGCUACCUCCACCCCGUACCUCCCUGCCAACACACAGCACGGACAUGGCCGUCUUCUGUCUGCUGUGCGGGAAGCGCUUCCAGGCGCAGAGCGCGCUCCAGCAGCACAUGGAGGUCCACGCGGGCGUGCGCAGCUACAUCUGCAGCGAGUGCAACCGCACCUUCCCCAGCCACACCGCCCUCAAACGCCACCUGCGCUCACACACAGGCGACCACCCGUACGAAUGUGAGUUCUGUGGCAGCUGCUUCCGGGAUGAGAGCACGCUCAAGAGCCACAAGCGCAUCCACACGGGCGAGAAACCCUACGAGUGCAAUGGCUGCGGCAAGAAGUUCAGCCUCAAGCACCAGCUGGAGACACACUAUAGAGUGCACACAGGUGAGAAGCCCUUUGAGUGUAAGCUGUGCCACCAGCGCUCCCGGGACUACUCGGCCAUGAUCAAGCACCUGCGAACGCACAACGGCGCCUCGCCCUACCAGUGCACCAUCUGCACGGAGUACUGCCCCAGCCUGUCCUCCAUGCAGAAGCACAUGAAGGGCCACAAGCCCGAGGAGAUCCCGCCCGACUGGAGGAUAGAGAAGACUUACCUCUACCUGUGCUACGUGUGAGGCCGGCCCGCAGCUGCGGCGGGGGAGCGGGGAGCGAGGAGAGCUAGAGCAGGAUGAGGUCCAGGAGGACUGUGCAAACAACACAACACAAAACUAAAAACAAACAAACAAAAAAAGAAAGAAAAAAAAAGAAGGGAGAAGGAAUAGGACACCUGGGAGCUGUCUGGCCCUGGAUUCUCUCUGAGGCUCCAGGUGACCCCGAUGCCUGGCCCAGCCCCUUCCCCACCGGCCUCUGUUCCUCCUUUCCUGGCUGGAGGUUGGCCUGCUCUUCUUGGGUGGUGAUGGAGGUGGCUUUGUUCAGCUCAGAUUAGGGGGACAUUUUUCUCUUUCCUCCACCCAGAUCCUCCUUUUGUGUCCAGAAAUGAAGACUAGGAAGAGGACGAGGGGUCCUCUGGUCAGAGCCAAACCAUCUCCGCCUGCCGUCCUCUCCACGACUCCGUGGAAGAUGGGGGCUGAGGGACCGGGACGGGUGGGGGCGAUGCAGAAAGGGGGCCUGCAGUUGGUGGGGCCGGGCUGGGUCACAGCGGCAGCUCUAGUUUGCUGGGGGCAGGAUGGGGUGGGGAGGGGCGCUCCCGCCCUUCCCCCUGCUCAGUUCAUCUGUUGCUUUCCUCUGCUCGGCCACACCUGAGUGUCCCCUCCUGGUCUUCAGGAGCCUCAGUGCUCUCGCCCCCUCCCCCAGCUCCUGGCUCCCCAGGGUUCCCCUUGACUUAGACCUCCCAGCCCCUCGUGGAUGGGGCUGUCUCCCCCCUCCUCCCGCACCCUAGUGGGAAAGCCGUGUCUGACUCCAGAGACCCUACCUGCACCCUCAGCUUUCUGAGAAUGCAAAUGACGUAAAUAGAACAGCCCAGCCCAGCCCAGCCCAGCCCUGUCCUGAGCGAGAUUCCUGCUGAGCUGCCUUUGCUUCCAAAAUGGAAAAAUGCAACAGCUAAAUACAUACUGUCCCACCAAACACACACCCACAAACCCCUGCAGCCCUCCUUCAGCCCCUAGGAGGGGGAGUCCAUUAAAGGGCUUCUUGCCCGUGGAGGGACGAGGAUGUCCUCCAGAGGUGCCCUACACCAGGAGGGGGACCCCUGCCCCGGAAGGGAGUUGGUGAGUCAUGCUGGGGACCCUUUGAACACAGGGGACCCCAGACCUGGUGAGCUCUGUGGGGAAACCCAGGUCCAGAGGGUGGCAGAGAAUUUCUGGCUCAAGGGCCCCCCAGUCCACAGGGAGGAAGAUGGGAGGGAAGAGGGAGGAGGGGAGGAAGAGGAGUUGAAAGCGCUUUGCCUUGUGUUAUGUUUUGCUUCUUUUCUGUGUUCCCUGUUCACCUGUUAGCACAUUGUACUUGAAUUACCUCAGUUUUUUGUGACCUCAUGAGCUUUUUUGACCCCUGUAUCUCUUUUUUUUGGUUGGGGGUUGGAGGAAUGGGGAGAGUGUCCUUUUCUGUUUCUUGUGUAAAUUAAUAGCUGGUUUAAUAGACUUCAGCUGGCCGAGGCCCUCCCCAUCCCCCAGCUGGGAGGAGCAGCGCAGAAGGAGCUGAGUACUCAGGAUGUGAGUGUGAGGCCGGGGCAGGAGGUGGGUGGCGGGGAUGGGGUGCUGGGGGCAGGGCCAGGUCACUGCUGGCUCCGCCCAGGGCAUGGCGUCAUCGGCCACCGUGUCCUCUGGAGAAGACCCUACCUUUCUUACAAUCUGCUGGGUCAUCUAGGUCUUGGGGGGCAGCCAGUGUUAUUCAGAUCCCUGCAACUGCAGGGCCCCCACCUCUGUGUGCAUUAUCACUGCCAAAACUGGUCUCUUUUCAGGGCUGGUUGGGGACGAGCCGGCCUGUGUGUUGUUGCGAUGGGGCAGGGGUGUUGUUUUUCUAAAAGCUACCUCUUCUGUUUGUCCAGUUGUUCUUUUGUCCCCUUCCUGCCUCCCGUCCUGCUGCUCUGCUUCCCCUCUCCUCCUCCACCUCCCCUCCCUCAAUUUUUGGAAAGCACAUUUGCAAUAUUUGUGUUCGCUUUGGGACGGGUCUUCCGUUUCAUCUCAUGCUUUAUUUGUUGAGUUGUUUUGUUUUUGUUUUUUUUUUUCUUCCCUUUCUCUCUCUGAGAAAGUUGUGGUUGCGUUUUUAUCUUAGGUUUUAAAAAGUGGUUUUGGGAAGCGGUUUUUGGGGAGAAGGGCUGUGAGGAAUACAGGGAAGUCGGAGGGAUGGGUGCUGCUGUGACCACCCCCGUCCCUCGGCCCCAUCCCUCCUGCCCUCCCCUGCAAUCUCGCCCACCAAAUCUGAAGGCCUUAAAAACGGUGUGUUGGGGGAAAUGGAUUGGGGGGACUAUGUCGCUAGACUGUUGACUGGGGACAACAUAGAGGGGAUACUAUUUUGCAACUAGAAUAAUGACUUAGUGCUUUGGAAAGGAAAACAAAAAGUUAAACUUGAAAUCCGUGACUAGAGCAGUGGUCGUGUUUAUAAUGUGAAAAGAGCGAAAUCACUGAGGACAGGGCAGUCUUAAGAAAUCUUUAUGCACUAUUGCUGCCUCCCCCGAUCUGGGAAGAAGCGGGGACUGGCUGGCCCUCAGGGGAUCUGUAAAUCCCAGAAAACAGUAUUUGAACAGAAGGAUGUCUUUCAACUUUGGGGGGAAGGAAAAAAAAAUUCAACUAUUCCACAGACCUAGCUGGCACCUCUCACUGCACCCCCCCCGCCCUCCCACCCAGCCAGGGUCUCCUCCCCUGUUUAUAAAAGCUGAGAGGGUUGAGCUCAUAUUGACAAAUUGUAAUAUUUUUGUAAUAUUUGUUAGGUCCUUCAUCACUUCUACCAGACCUUGCCCCUUCCUUUUGUAAUGUGAAUAGGAGACAAAAAAAGACAAAAAAAAAAAAGAAAAGAAAUUCACCACCACCACCACCACCACCACCAAAAUACCCCUUUGUGUGUGCCUGUGUGUGCGUGUGCUUGUGUGCGGUUGUGUGUUACAUCAUGCCGUAUUGUAAUCUGGUGUUGCAGCGUUGGAUGGUACUCAGUCAGCCCCUGCCUGCCCCCACCAUCCCACAAGGAUGCUGGUCGGGAGGUGGGGAGAGAGGACCAGGGCCUGGGGUUUCUGGAGGAUGCUGGCUGGGGAGACCUCUGAACUUGGCUCUCCCCUCCUCUCCCGUGAAACCGCAGACACCCUGAAGAGACUCCAACAUGCCUCUUUCCCAGCUUCCUACUCACAAAGACAAAAGAAUUCUGACCUCCCCAAGGCCUUCGUGGCCAGGCCUAAUGGCCAAGAUGAAGGUCAGAAAUGAUCUGGAGGCUUUAGAUGUGUGGACAAAGAAGGCUGGGGAGACAAGGCAGGCAGAGGCCGCUCUCUCCCUAGGUGAGACCGGAGUGUUGUCACUUCCCUCUCCUUGCUGCCACCUGGCCCCUUGGCUACCGUGCCGCCCUGGGCCAUGGUACUGCUGACAACCCUGCUUGCUCCUGCCUUCUCCAGCACAGAGAGCUUCUCCAGCCUGGAAAGUCCAAGUUGAUGAAUUGUCCCUUUCCUACGUUCGGCUCCUGUAAUAAGCGUGUCCCUUAAUGCUUUUGGUGACAUUUCCUCCUCACUCAUGUGCUCUUCCCCUGUUCACUCCUUCACUCAUUCAAAGCAUUAAAAUCCUAUGUGUAUAUAGGAUAGACAAAUAUAUAGAGAGAUAUAUAUAUAGCAAGAGAGAGAGAUAUAAAAUAGCAAAUAUCAUUGCUGCUUUGGGCUGCUUUGGAGGAGGCCUCGAGUGGGGGAGGGGUGAUCGGGGGUGGAGGGGGUGGGGAGGGAGGCUGGGGGACCCAGUGAUUCAGUACAAUCCAGGGAUGCAACGCGGGCUUGUUUAAUCUUUGUGCCUGAACAGUUUUUCCAUGUUUAGAAAAAGAAAAAGAGAAAAAAAAAACUGCUGCGAUUUUUUCACAAGUAUAUGGUACCCUCUGGAUGCUAGUGGUACAGUUGGCUGCUGGGGAGUCAAGGCCUUGGAGGGAGAGGGCUGGCUGCCUCCCCUCCUUACAGGGGCGUGAACAGCGCUGGGGUGGGGGGCUUCCGACUCUGCCCAUGAGGAUGGUGGGGAGAUGUGUGGCCAGCUCCCUGCAGACCCAACAAGGGUGAAAGCCGGGGGCAUGGGAUGUGAGACAGAAAAGGGGAAAAAGGUCAGACUUAGUUUGUUCAUUUUUCCUGGGCUUAUGUUAGAUCUUUUUCCGCCUCCCACCUUGUUUCCUCCUUCCUGGAGCUUCGUGGCGGCAUUUACCUGCAUAUUUCGGGACAGGGGGGCAAAAAUCAGACUAAGCCUGAACGGUGGGACUGAUGGGUGGAGGAAAAAGGCAGAGCCCACCAGAAGGAGCGCAAGACAGACCAGGGGAGUUGGGUCAGGGGGAAAGGGCUGGGGAGACGGGGUUCAGGCCCCCUGCAGACCUGGCAGCCAGCAGCCCCCGCCUCCCUGAAACCUUGGCGGUCCACUUAGCAGACAGGGUACCAGCCUCCUGGCGUGUGUCAUAGGAGUUGUUCACAUAGUGUUAUGCAUGAUCCUUGUAAGGUUAAGACGCCGUGGUGGUGCACCAUGACAUCCAACCCAUAUAUAUAAAGAUAAAUAUAUAUAUAUAUGUAUGUAAAUUAUAGCACUGAGGGCUUUGCUGCCCUGCUGGACCAAGCAAAACUAAGCCUUUUGGUUUGGGUAUUUUGUUUCGUUUUGUUAUUUGUUUGUUUUUGUGGCUUGUCUUACGUCGUGACAGCACAAGUGCCAGUCCGAUUGCUCUGUAUUACAGAAUAGUGUUUUUAAUUAAUUGAUGUUCUAGUUCAUGUCUACCUCAGCACCUCCUCUUAGCCUAAUUUUAGGAGGUUGCCCAAUUUUGUUUCUUCAAUUUUACCGGUUACUUUUUGUACAAAUCAAUCUCUCUCUCUUUCUCUCUUUCUCUCUCUUUUGAUCUCUCCCUCUCCCUCCCCUUCUUUUUCCCUCCCUCCAUCCUUCUUCCCCUCUCUCCCCUCUCACUUCUGUUUGUACCAUUUUCUCUCUUACUCUCUCCUUCCUCUGGUCCCCACUCAGCCCUGCGACCCCGCCCUGUGCUUGCCAGCCCUGUCUGUCUAGCCCCGAAGCAGCUCACCCCAACUUGUACGGUCCUGGUUGCAGCUUUCCGCAUCUGCCUUCGUUUCGUGUAGAUUGAUGCGUUUCUUUGUAAUUUCAGUGUUUCUGACAAGAUUUAAAAAGAAAAAAAAAGGAAAAAAUGAAUUUACUGCUGCAGGUUUUUUUCUCUCUCCAUGUGUCACUAAGUGAAGUUUGUGCCUUCUAUAGCAAAGAGAAUAUUUUUUACAUCCUACUAACAGUAGAUUUUUUUGUAGUGAACAUUUUUUGUAUUUUUAUUUAUAAGUCUCAUAAGAAAAAUAGCAAUGUUCAGUUGUAUACCUUGAAUCUGCAGUUAGAAGAAAAUAAAGUUAAUUCAGUUGU
Messenger RNA from Vicugna pacos (alpaca), 7678 nucleotides. RefSeq names its product zinc finger and BTB domain containing 16 (gene ZBTB16). The record is from RefSeq and is a predicted model, not a curated record. Gene Ontology annotation, biological process: regulation of transcription by RNA polymerase II. NCBI's taxonomy places the organism in Eukaryota, Metazoa, Chordata, Mammalia, Artiodactyla, Camelidae. Gene Ontology annotation, cellular component: nucleus. Gene Ontology annotation, molecular function: RNA polymerase II cis-regulatory region sequence-specific DNA binding; DNA-binding transcription activator activity, RNA polymerase II-specific; protein binding.